CUGUCAUCACCCUUCCUUUCUUAAUUACAGAAAAUGGAAGCCGCCAGACGUGUGCAGAAGCACUCCGUAAGUAUACUCUUCUCUCUUCCUCUAUUCUGGAUGUGUGUCAGACGGCAUGGAAGGUUGGGUGAAGGCCCUUUAUGUAGUUUUUGCCUUCUGCACUGCUCUCACUUUUGGUGCUCUCAAAAGUUUGCUGGUCGGUUCGAUUGCCGGGCUAAUAGUGAUAUUGGGGAAUGCUGGGAUUGUUCUUGGUCUCUUCCCAGCACAUGUUUUCUGGACUGCUUACACCCUUGUCAAGACUAGUAGGUUUGAUGCACCCAUGAAAGUUGCAUUCUUGUUAGCUUUGCCUGCUUUGUUUGCAAUAUGGUUGGGUUUGAGCAUAGCCGGUAGUGUUAUUGUGGGUGUUGGAUACGGGUUCUUCACGCCCUGGGUUUCAGCUUUCGAGGCGUUUAGACAAGAUAAUGAAUCCAAGAAGUUCUUUCAUUGCAUUGUGGAUGGUACCUGGGGAACAAUCCUAGGUAGCUGCACUGUUGUCCAAGAUUUUGCUGAUAUAUGCUACCAUUCUUAUCCACUCUACUUGCAGGAGCUGCGAGAAUCCCCCGCUUCACUUGAGCUUCAACCUUUCCGAUUUAUCCAUGUCCUGGGAUGUAUCAUUGUUGGGGUGAUGGGUCUGGUUGUCGAAAUUCCUCUUUACACAGUUAUAGCGGUGUUGAAGAGUCCAUACAUGCUGUUCAAGGGAUGGUACAGGCUGAUCCAUGAUCUUAUCAGCCGGGAAGGCCCGUUCUUAGAAACAGCCUGCAUACCUGUUGCCGGUUUGACAAUCCUAAUGUGGCCGCUUGUUGUUAUUGGUAGCAUCAUAAUGGCUAUUUUUUCGAGUUUUUUCAUUGGACUAUAUGGAGCUGUUGUUCUAUAUCAGGAAAGAUCUUUCAGGCGCGGUCUUGCUUAUGUUAUUGCAAUGGUGGCAGAGUUUGAUGAGUACACAAACGACUGGCUUUAUCUCCGGGAAGGGUCGUUCUUCCCCAAGCCUCGGUACCGAAAAAACAAGGUAUCCAACACGACAGACUUCUCUGUUAGAAGAAAUAGUUCCAUUCACAGUAAACUAAGGUCAGCGCCCCCCGCAAUGCUUAUGCCAAGUGCAUCAUCAAGAUCAGUUCGAGAGGUGAUACAGGAAGUGAAAAUGGUUCAGGUGUGGCAGAACAUGAUAAAGAUGUGCGAGGUUAGGGGAAAGGAGUUGCUGGAUUCCGAUGUGAUUACCCAAUCUGAUCUUGAGGAUUGGUCCAAGGCGAAGAAUGGGAAUGGGGCUUCCAUUGUCAAUGUCGGGCUGCCUUGUUACACAUUCUUGCAGACAAUACUACACUCUGUCAAAGCGGGAUCAGAUGGUCUGUUGCUUCUUGAUAAUCUCGAGGUCACAUACCUUAACAGGCCGCGAGACAGAUUGCUGGAUUGGUUCUUCCAGCCCGUUAUGGACCUGAAAGAGCACAUUAAAGUCAUGGGGUUGGAGGAGGGCGAGAUACGAUACCUCGAGAAAGCUGUUCUCUUUGGGAGGAAUACUGAGCGGUUUAAGGCCUGGGAAAACGGUGGUUUGGCGCCUCAGGACCCCAUUAGAGCUGCUCAGAUCGAAGGCAUCAGUCGAAGAACGGUUGGAAUGAUAACAACGGUAUCAAAGCUUCCGACUUAUCGGAGAUUGUUCGGACAGAUUGUGAAGGCAUUGAUUGCUUAUUCCAUUCCUACUGAAGGUUGUUCCACAAGACCCAUUCCACAUUGUGUGCAUAAAGCCGCAGGCUCCACCAGAUCAGUGUCUUCAAGAACAACUGCUUCUAUUGAAGUUGUAUAGACAAGGACAAAAACUUCAAUUCAAGGAUUUACAAACUUCAUGUUUUAGUUUAGUUCAAUAAUUAGCUGCCUGUUGAACAAUUAUGGGACAAAAAAAAAGGAUUUUUGUUAGAUGACAUUUACACGCUGCCAAUUUAAUUUGAUUA
Messenger RNA from Ipomoea nil (Japanese morning glory), 1979 nucleotides. RefSeq lists its product as uncharacterized. The record is from RefSeq and is a predicted model, not a curated record. The coding region runs from base 116 to 1834 and encodes 572 amino acids. The transcript has 9 exons. NCBI's taxonomy places the organism in Eukaryota, Viridiplantae, Streptophyta, Magnoliopsida, Solanales, Convolvulaceae.